AUGGACACGGUGAAGAGCCUCAGUGUAGCCCUACCUGGACGUUACGCAGUCAUGGAUCUCACCAUGACAUCAAACUUGGCCAGUCCUACCAAGCAAUUCCUCCUGUCUUGCAAGUCUGGAGAGCGUAACACCGAUGGACUAGAGCUUAACAUUAAAAAGGACAACAGCAUAGUCAUUCUCCCCAAGGCACCUGACAUCACUCUGCACAGACCACGUCCUACAGAGGUGGAGGCUUCUGGCUUCAGUGGCUUAGACCACAGAGGCAUCUUCUACUGCCAUUCUAAGCAGGGCUCCAGUCACCAUACCACCGUCACACUCAUCAGCAACUACAACAAAGGUCACUUUAGACCACAGAGGCUCUCACUAACAGCUAAUAAAGGCGACACAGUGCAGCUGGCCAUGGAAGUCCUGGGCUCGGAAAAACGAGACAUUGCAUGGAAAUUUAAUGGUAAUUACUACUAUAUGACACACUCAGGAGACUUUGAGGAUCACAAAGCAGUUCUCACCAUGAAUAACCUAGACCAAAGCAAGGCAGGGAUUUACAGCGCAAGUUAUUUGGGGGACAGUCCCCUCUUUGGAGCCUGGAUGCGUCUAAUUGUCCGUGCUUGUCCAAAGAACAAAUGGGGCACAGACUGUGAUAAAGAAUGUCCUGAGUGUCUUAAUGGGGGCAUAUGUCAUGACCGAGAGGGCGACUGCGUGUGCCCUCCAGGCUUCAUGGGAAUGCGCUGUGAGACAGCCUGCCGAGAGGGAAUGUUUGGGAGAAACUGGAAGGAGUCCUGCAAGGCGGAGAGCAGCUGCCAGGGACUGACGGUCUGCCUCGUGGACCCAUACGGCUGUUCUUGUGCAAGUGGUUGGCAUGGAGAUCACUGCAAACAAACGUAAGCCUGCCCUGAGGGAAAGUAUGGAGCUGACUGCCUUUUGCGCUGCAACUGUCAAAACAAGGGGAAAUGCAGUCGCUUCAGUGGCUGUCUUUGUCCUACUGGCUGGAGAGGACAAACCUGUGAGAAAUCAGAUGGCGUUCCACACAUCCUGGACAUGGCCAGCAACCUUGAGUGGAACCUAAACUCCAGUCCAAAGAUCCUGUGCUCGGCGACAGGCCAUCCUCUUCCAAGCCACAGCAGCAUCGAGCUGCGGAAACUGGACAGCACAGUGCUCAAGGCCUCCCGUACCACAAUGGAGUCAAACAAGAGCACAGCCCAGUUUGAGAUUCCACAUCUGACUACUGAUUAUGAGGGUCUCUGGGAGUGUCGGGUAUCAACUAACGGAGGUCAGGACUCCCGCAAGUUCAGUCUAACUGUUAAAGAGCCCCCCUGUCCAACCACUGCUCCCAAACUGAUAAGAAGGUCAAGUAAACAACUCACUGUGAAGCCAAUGGAAAACUACAGAGGUGACGGCCCAAUUGUGUCCACCAAGCUACUCUACAAGCCAAUGGAGAUAGAAGACUCCUGGACCUCUAUUACAGUGUAUGGCAGUGAUCUCAUUACCCUACUGAACCUUAAACCCAUGACCAAGUAUCAGGUCCGGGUACAGCUCACUCGGCCUGGAGAUGGAGGCGAGGGGCCCCUUGGCCCAGAAGCUGUCAUGGAGACUGACUGCCCAGAGCCCACGGCCAGGCCGGAGAUUGAUUUCAGUUCUCAGGAGGGGCGGAACGCCACUGUGAAAUGGCACCUGCCGGCUGGUCAAGCCAAGGCCACUGGUUAUUUAGUGCAGCUCUACGGACCGCGCGAAGAGAAGCUGUGGGAGGAGACCACCUUGCUCAAUGUACUCUCCACAAAGCUCUACAACCUGGAGUACCACCACGACUACCAGGUGGUCGUCCGGCUGGUCAACUGUGGCAGCUUCGGGCCUGCCUCAAAGCCCUAUCUCAUCCGCCUCAACAGCCAGGGGCCCUCUUCCCCACGGAACGUCCAAGCUGAAACCUUAUCCGUCAAUGCGGUUCGAGUUCACUGGAAGCCCCCCGAGGACCCCAACGGUGGAAUCAUCAAAUAUGUCAUCGAAUACCAGCCAGUUGGCCAGGGCAGCUCGCACCCGUGGGUGGACACUGAUGAUGGGAACAAGACCACCAAGGAUGUAACUGCCCUGAACGGAAGCACCUUGUAUCAGUUUAGGGUGCGGGCUUUCUCCAAGGUGCCUGGGGACUGGAGCAAGUUUGUGCAGGCCAGGACCCAGGGAGAUGGUUCUGUCGACUUCAGCCCCACAACACUGGGGGUGGGCAGGCCCAAGGGGGACGAGCAUCAGUUACUUUGGGCUGUGGUUGGCUCAGUGGCAGUGACUUGUGUCACCAUCCUGCUAGCACUACUGGCCCUCUUUUACGUCUGCAAAUCAUUGUCAAAACGCAGGCGCACGUUUACCUACCAGUCAGGGAUCGGUGAGUAAACUAUUCUGCAGUUCAACUCAGGGACCCUCACACUGACCCGACGACCUAAACCCACACCAGAACCCCUCACUUACCCUAUUCUGGACUGGGAGACAUUCAAGUUUCAGGAUGUCAUUGGUGAGGGCAACUUUGGCCAGGUCAUUAAAGCCAUGAUCAAAAAGGAUGGCACCAAGAUGAGCGCUGCCAUUAAAAUGCUUAAAGAGUUUGCCUCAGAAAAUGACCACCGGGACUUUGCUGGUGAAUUGGAGGUAUUAUGCAAGCUGGGCCAGCAUCCGAACAUUAUUAACCUCUUAGGAGCCUGUGAAAACAGAGGUUACUUGUAUAUUGCUAUUGAAUAUGCUCCAUACGGGAAUCUUCUGGACUUCCUGAGGAAGAGUCGUGUGCUGGAGACAGACCCCGCCUUCGCUAUAGAACACGGCACUGCCUCAACGCUAACUUCCCAGCAGCUCCUGCAGUUCGCCGUGGACGUGGCAACGGGAAUGCAUUACCUUAGUGAUAAACAGUUUAUUCACAGAGAUUUGGCAGCCAGAAAUGUACUGGUUGGAGAAAACCUGAUGGCAAAAAUUGCAGAUUUUGGACUGUCUCGAGGGGAAGAUGUAUAUGUCCAAAAAGACCAUGGGAGACUACCUGUGCGAUGGAUGGCUAUUGAAUCACUGAACUACAGUGUCUACACCACAAAGAGUGGAUGUGUAAGUUUCCAUUCUUGUGUCUGGUCUUUUGGUGUGCUUUUGUGGGAGAUUGUAAGUUUAGGUGGAACUCCAUACUGUGGGAUGACCUGUGCUGAGCUCUAUGAGAAGCUUCCACAGGGCUACAGGAUGGAGAAGCCCAGGAACUGUGAUGAUGAAGUUUAUGAGCUGAUGAGACAGUGUUGGCGAGACAGGCCUUAUGAGCGCCCACCAUUUUCUCAAAUAUCAGUCCAGCUCAACAGGAUGCAGGAGGCCAGGAAGGCCUAUGUGAACAUGGCUCUGUUUGAGAACUUCACCUAUGCUGGAAUAGAUGCCACUGCCGAAGAGGCCUGACUACCCGCCCCCCCAGAUUCCGGCAGGUUCCACGGUCCAACAGAGGCCUGUCAGGGCAGGGCACUUCGCUACUGCCAGCCUCCUGCCGCCCGAUUUCAGCACACAAAGAGACACUCAAGUGGGACCACAUGGCUCUAGAGAGAGGAUCGUGGAAGGACGCUUGUGGGGGACCUCUUCUGCUUUUGCCUGGACUGCGGGUGAUCUGUCAGUCAGCUUGGUGUCAUGUAACGACUAACGGAUACUCAAGAAAUUGUGGAGCCUAAAGUAGUGCAUUUGUGCUGAAAUUGUGUCUGCUGGGGUCUGUGGGGAUUUAAACUACUCAGUGGACUCAAUGUUCAUUGUUCCAUCGUGAUGCUGUUGGAAUGGACAAUUAUUCCAAUGGACAGAGAUGCAAGUCAUUCUAUGUAGCACUUCAGAUGCAAGAGAAACCCUUAAUACAGUGUACUAUAGUCUAGCACUACAUGUAUAUGUUUGACUUUGAUGUCAUUUUUGUGUACAGUCUUCAGGACACUGCUGUUCUAUGUAUAACCUAGUAGUAGUGCCAAUAUCAUACAUCUGCAUACCUGUCUGCAUAUGGCACAUGUACAGUUAAAGGCCAAUACCGAACUGGAAAUUGUUGCAAUUAUUAAUUAAGCAUUUAUAUCGCAUGGACUCACUACACAAAUAUGUUGUGUCAGAUGAACUAAAGGCCUUGAGGUUGGCUCUCUCGCCUGCUGUAGCUUUCUGAUCUGUCAGGGCACUUCCUCCUUCGUUGAGCCACAGGUUCUGGGCCUGUCAUACGUAUGACACGAUCCUUCUCCCUCUCAUUUGAACGUUUCCUCACAAACCUUUGCCUGCACAUGCAUGCAAGAGAGGCUUUUUUUCUGGACCUAUACAAACACAAAGCAUUGUCCUUCUGUGGCUUUUAGUUGGUCACUAGUUUGGAUAACUGUAGUGUUGCAUUGAUAUGUGUGGUGAAAUAGUUUGUCCCUAGUCCAAACUCUCAGACGUUAGAGUUAGGGUUAGUUGCAAAGCCUUAGUUUGAGUCGAGCCUGUAGCAAUGAUAUUCUUCUUGCUGUGCCUCAGGGACUUUCACCACAGCUGUCCUUCAAAACUGAGCUUGUGAUUUCCUCCAGAAGUAUUGAUUCAUCAUACAUAAACAGGAACAUAUAGCAUGUUCAUCACCCUGUCUAUCAUCCUGUUGUUAGCAUCCAUCAUUUUCGACUAUGUUGCAGUUUUGUUCAUUUGGCCAAAUACAAUGUAUUUCUAGUACAGAAAUGUAUUUUAAGAGAAAAGCAAAUAUUCUAUUCUAUUCCUGUAACUGUAACUCCAAAACUGAUUUUGUUAAAUAUUUUUGCUUCCUGUGUUUUUAUAAUAGAAAUUCUUUGGAUAGGGAAAUGUAGCUUGAAAUGUGUUUGCCUCAGGCUUUUUUAAGUUUAGAAGCUCUGCAAUAUAAAUAUCCAAGAAAUAUUUUUUUUUGAUGGCAACAAAAUUAAAGUCUAAUAGAAUGGCGAUGCACUGUUAAAAUAUUCCACAUCUUUGACUUAAUAAAAAUUACAUAACUGUUGUUAUUAUAA
Molecule: messenger RNA, 4952 nt
Organism: Electrophorus electricus (electric eel)
Lineage: Eukaryota; Metazoa; Chordata; Actinopteri; Gymnotiformes; Gymnotidae
Source: RefSeq, a predicted model, not a curated record